AGGAGGAGGAGAGGGAAGAUUCGGCGGCAGCAAAUCAAGAUGGGCGAGAUCGUCUUCUUCGAUGUGGAGACCACAGCUCCGGCCGGCGAAGGGCGGAGGCUUCAGCUGCUGGAGUUCGGAGCGAUGCUGGUGUGCCCAAGAAAGCUGACGGAGGUAGAGAGCUACUGCACGCUGAUAAGGCCAGCAGACCUGUCUGCGGUGGCAACCAAGCGAUGCAGCGGCAUCACCCGCGAGGCUGUCGCCGCCGCUCCCACGUUCGAAGAGGUCGCCGACCGGAUAUUUGGGAUUCUGAAUGGUAGGGUUUGGGCAGGGCAUAACAUCCAAAGAUUUGAUUGCCAUCGGAUCAAGGAGGCUUUCGCCGACAUCGGUCGACCUCCUCCGGAGCCUAAAGGCCUGAUCGAUUCCUUGGCCAUCUUAACGCAUGGGUUUGGCAGGAGAGCAGGUGAUCUCAAGAUGGCAACCUUGGCUUCUUACUUUGGGCUCGGCCAGCAAAAACACAGAAGUCUUGAUGAUGUUCGAAUGAACCUCGAGGUCUUCAAGAAUUGCGCAACAGUGUUGCUUUUGGAAUCCAGCCUCCCGCAAGUGUUUCCUAACAAGAGCCUGGGAAAUCUCGGCAUGGUGACAAGAAGCAGAGCUAAUGGGAGGUCAUGCGGCGUCGAAGCCUGCCGGAAAUCUCCUCAACCUGCUUCCCCUGUAAUCCAUAGAGCAUCUCCUUACAAGAAGGAUAACAUAAGAAAGGUGAUGGAGAGAGCAAAGGAGGCAUUGAGCAGUGCUCGUGGAGCCGCGCCUCUCAACACCCUCCUUAGACACUCGAGGAGUCUGCUGAGAUGAGGAACAUGGUGGAGGGAGAUGAUCCUUUAUUACCAGCUAAGGAAGAAAAGAGAGCUAAUGGCGAAGGACUGAAUUGUUCUUACUGUGGCUGCAUGCAGACUGCAUAUUAGUUCUCUUUUGUUUUCCUAAUCUUAUCUCAAAUAUGUGUACAUUCAAGCGAAUCAAUCAAUUCCAUCUUGUAUUCCUCUGUCUCGCCAUCCAAUAGAUGUUGCCGUUUCCCAUCUA
Messenger RNA from Musa acuminata subsp. malaccensis (wild Malaysian banana), 1056 nucleotides. Its product is annotated as protein NEN4. The record is from RefSeq and is a predicted model, not a curated record. NCBI's taxonomy places the organism in Eukaryota, Viridiplantae, Streptophyta, Magnoliopsida, Zingiberales, Musaceae. Gene Ontology annotation, molecular function: nucleic acid binding; 3'-5' exonuclease activity.